AAGCAGGGAUAGCGAAAAACGACCAUUGAAUAAGAUGCUCUACAACUACGGAAAAAACCUCGACUGGCAGGAUGGUUGGGAUAAGUACCUUCAUGACACUGCAUGCGCUUGUGCUAAAUUAGCAAAAACCUUCGGCUAUCGAUAUAUCGGCAUCCAGGCAUUCUCAGAAUGCUGGUCAGGUGAUCCAACAGCAGAUUUGUUUAAAGAUCGGGCAAAAUCACCAAAUAAAUGUUGGGGUGUCAGACCCAAAUAUUCAGAAUGUAACGACGAAACGGAUACAGCAUGCACAGGAACGCGCGGGUAUAAUUACGUCUACGAACUUUAUCUUUCUGCAAGCAAAGAAUCACCUUGUUCGUCUUUGCCAUGUUAUAAUGGAGGAAGUUGCACGGAGGUUCGGGAUUCCUUCGUUUGUAAGUGUACUUGUGGAUACAAAGGCAAACAAUGCGAAACGAAAGUGUCGCCAUGCUCUUCUGCCCCCUGUAUGAACAAUGGAAAUUGUACAGAUGUUGGAAAUUCUUUCUUAUGUAAAUGCCCAUGUGGUUUUAAAGGAACUCGCUGCGAGCGAGAUGUUCGUCCGUGUGCGUCAUCGCCUUGUGUGAAUGGCGGAGAAUGUAAGAAUCUUAAAAAAACGUACCAGUGUGAAUGUCCAACCGGAUAUAAAGGAAAACGAUGCCAGAUUAAACAAUCCCCAUGUGGUUCAGGGCCGUGCAAAAAUGGAGGUAGAUGUCGUCAACUUGCAGCUUCAUAUCGCUGUCUUUGUCGCCAGGGAUAUCGAGGAAGACUCUGUGAAAUAAAAGUCACACCAUGUUCAUCUGGUCCAUGUCAAAAUAAUGCAACAUGUAAAGUUCAAGGAAAAACUUUCCAAUGUUUGUGCCCAGCUGGAUAUGAAGGAAAAAAAUGUCAGUUCAAAAAACCGCCAUGUUAUUCUUCGCCUUGCAAGAAUGGUGCUAGAUGUAAUAAUAGUGGAGGUUCUUUUGAAUGUUCUUGUCGACCUGGAUACAAAGGGAAGAUUUGCGAUGAGUUAGAAUAUCCCUGCGUUUCUGGACCAUGUGAAAAUGGGGGAGAAUGUUUAAAUAUUGGCGAUUCGUUUGAGUGUAAAUGUCCUCGUGGUUUUGAAGGAAAUAUAUGUCAAACAAAAGUAUCUCCUUGUGAUUCUGGACCAUGCAAAAAUGGUGGUGAAUGUUCAAAUGUUGGUGAUUCCUUUGAAUGUAAAUGCCCUUCUGGUUUUGAAGGAAAACGAUGUCAGAUAAAAGUAUCUCCUUGUGAUUAUGGACCAUGUGAAAAUGGAGGUGAAUGUUUAAAUGUUGGCAAUUCCUUCGAGUGUAAAUGUCGGGAUGGUUAUAUAGGAUAUAAAUGUGAAAAAAAAGUAUCUCCUUGUGAUUCUGAGCCAUGUGAAAACGAAGGUGAAUGUUCAAAUGUUGGCGACUCGUUUGAGUGUAAAUGCCUUCCUGGUUUUGACGGAAAAAGAUGUCAGACUAAAGAAUCUUCGUGUGACCCAAAUCCUUGCAGAAAUGGAGGAAGAUGUAAAAAUACAGGAAAAGGGAUCAAAUGCAUUUGUCCUCCUCGUUUUGUUGGAAAACGAUGUCAAUUCAAAUUGAAGACUCUAGCUGUAUGCCGAGCAACAGGUGAUCCUCACUACCGAACAUUUGAUGGAAAACGCUACGACUUUAUGGGAAAAUGUCAAUAUGUGUUGGCCAAAGACUCGAAAGAAACCUUUACAAUUCUGCAAGAUAACGAACCUUGUGGUAGAAGAAAAGCUACGUGCACCUAUGCUAUUACUGCAAAAAUACAAGGAAAAACCAUUUACAUGAGUAGAGGAGGAAGUGUAUUAGUAAAUGGUGAAAAUGUCACAUUGCCGUAUAAAGAUAAAGGAAUUACUGUCAAAGUUUUCAUGAAACAUGGCAUGAAGAUCAAGACAAAGAUUGGUUUAACAGUUGAAUACAAUGGUGUAUUUAACGUUUUUGUGAAAGUUCGAAACAUCUAUAGGGGAAAAUUAUCAGGACUUUGCGGCAACUUUAAUGGCAAACGUAAUGAUGAGUUCAAGACACCAGAUAAUGCACUUGUGAAGAGCGUAAUCACAUUUGGAAAUUCCUGGAAGACAGAUGACAGUUGUCCAAAUGUCACAACUGUUGAAGACCAUCCGUGUAAAAAUAACAUCAAACGUGCACUGAAAGCUAAACAAGAAUGUUCAGCACUUAAAAAACAACCUUUCUCAAAGUGUAAUGAAGUUGUAGAUCCAAAUGAUGGUCCUAUAGAAGAGUGUGAAUAUGAUGUAUGCGCAUGUGAAAGUAAUCCGAAGGCGUGUGUGUGUGAAUCAUUUGCUGCUUAUGAAGAACAAUGUAAUAACACAGGGAUUGAAAUCAAGUGGAAACAUCUCAAAAAGUUUGCAAAAUGUGGUUCAGCGUGUUCCUCAGCUCCUUGUCGUAACGGUGGAAUAUGCACCGAGAAAGGAAACUCUUUCGAAUGCACUUGUCCUCCUGAAUUUAAAGGCAAUAGAUGUCAGCGGAAGGCAAAAGAAUCUUCGUGUGAUCCAAAUCCUUGCAGAAAUCGAGGAAGAUGUAAAAAUACGGGAAAAGGGAUCAAAUGCAUUUGUCCUAAUCGUUUUGUUGGAAAACGUUGCCAAUUCAAAUUGAAGACUCUAGCGGUAUGCCGAGCAACAGGUGAUCCUCACUACCGAACAUUUGAUGGAAAACGCUACGACUUUAUGGGAAAAUGUCAAUAUGUGUUAGCUAAAGACUCGAAAGAAACCUUUACAAUUCUGCAAGAUAACGAACCUUGUGGUAAAAGAAAAGCUACGUGCACCUAUGCUAUUACUGCAAAAAUACAAGGAAAAACCAUUUACAUGAGUAGAGGAGGAAGUGUAUUAGUAAAUGGUGAAAAUGUCACAAUGCCGUAUAAAGAUAAAGGAUAUAUUAUCGAAGCUUUCAUGAAACGUGGCAUGAAGAUCACGACAAAGAUUGGUUUAAUAGUUGAAUACGAUGGUGUAUUUAACGUUUUUGUGAAAGUUCGAAACAUCUAUAGGGGGAAAUUAUCAGGACUUUGCGGCAAUUUUAAUGGCAAACGUAAUGAUGAGUUCAAGACACCAGAAAAUGCACUUGUGAAAAACGUAAUUACAUUUGGAAAUUCCUGGAAGACGGAUGGCAGUUGUCCAAAUGUCACAACUGUUGAGGACCAUCCGUGUAAAAAUAACAUCAAACGUGCCCUGAGAGCUAAACAAGAAUGUUCAGCACUUACAAAAGAACCUUUCUUAAAGUGUAAUGAAGUUGUAAAUCCAAAUGAUGGUCCUAUAGAAGAGUGUGAAUAUGAUGUCUGCGCAUGUGGAAGUAAUCCCAAGGCGUGUGUGUGUGAAUCAUUUGCUGCUUAUGAAGAAGAAUGCAACAAUGCGGGAAUUGAAAUAAAGUGGAAACAUCUUAAAAAGUUUGCAAAAUGUGGCUCACCAUGUUCGUCAGCUCCUUGUCGAAACGGAGGAAACUGCUCAACAGAAGGGAAUUCUUUUAAAUGCACUUGUCCUCCUGAAUUUAAAGGAAAAAGAUGUCAGUGGAAUAAAAAAGGCUCGACAUGUUCGUCAGCUCCAUGCCUGAAUGGAGGCAAAUGUACAGCAAAAGGACGUUAUUUUAAAUGCACUUGUCGUCUUGGAUUUAGAGGAAGAAGAUGCCAGCUGAAACCAAAGCGAUCACCAUGCUUCAGGAUUCCAUGUCGAAAUGGAGGAAAAUGUACAGCAAAAGGACGUUAUUUUAAAUGCACUUGUCGUCCUGGAUUUAGAGGAAGAAGAUGCCAGCUGAAACCAAAGCGCUUGGCAUGUUCGUCAGACCCAUGCCUGAACGGAGGAAAAUGUACAGCAAAAGGACGUUACUUUAAAUGCACUUGUCGUCCUGGAUUUAGAGGAAGAAGAUGCCAGCUGAAACCAAAGCGCUUGGCAUGUUCGUCAGCCCCAUGCCUGAACGGAGGAAAAUGUACAGCAAAAGGACGUUAUUUCAAAUGCACUUGUCGUCUUGGAUUUAGAGGAAGAAGAUGCCAGCUAAAACCAAAGGGAUCACCAUGCUUCAGGACUCCAUGUCGAAAUGGAGGAAAAUGUACAGCAAAAGGACGUUAUUUUAAAUGCACUUGUCGUCCUGGAUUUAGAGGGAGAAGAUGCCAGCUGAAACCAAAGGGCUCGGCAUGUUCGUCAGCUCCAUGCCUGAAUGGAGGAAAAUGUACAGCGAAAGGACGUUAUUUUAAAUGCACUUGUCGUCCUGGAUUUGGAGGAAGAAGAUGCCAGCUGAAACCAAAGGGAUCACCAUGCUUCAGGAUUCCAUGUCGAAAUGGAGGAAAAUGUACAGCAAAAGGAAAAUCAUUUAAAUGCACGUGUCCUCAAGGAUUUACAGGGAAAAGGUGUCAACUGAAGGCAAAAAUCUUGGCAUGUUCGUCAGCUCCAUGCCUGAACGGAGGAAAAUGUACAGCAAAAGGACGUUACUUUAAAUGCACUUGUCGUCUUGGAUUUAGAGGAAGAAGAUGCCAGCUGAAACCAAAGCGCCUGGCAUGUUCGUCAGCCCCAUGCCUGAACGGAGGAAAAUGUACAGCGAAAGGACGUUAUUUUAAAUGCACUUGUCGUCUUGGAUUUAGAGGGAGAAGAUGCCAGCUGAAACCAAAGGGCUUGGCAUGUUCGUCAGCUCCAUGCCUGAAUGGAGGAAAAUGUACAGCAAAAGGACGUUAUUUUAAAUGCACUUGUCGUCUUGGAUUUAGAGGAAGAAGAUGCCAGCUGAAACCAAAGGGAUCACCAUGCUUCAGGAUUCCAUGUCGAAAUGGAGGAAAAUGUACAGCAAGAGGAAAAUCAUUUAAAUGCACAUGUCCUCAAGGAUUUACAGGAAAAAGGUGUCAACUGAAGGCAAAAAGAUCACCAUGCUUCAGGAUUCCAUGUCAAAAUGGAGGAAAAUGUACAGUAAGAGGAAAAUCGUUUAAAUGCACCUGUCGUCCAGGGUUUAGAGGAAAAAGAUGUCAGCUGAAGGCAAAAAGUUCACCAUGUUCCACAGCUCCAUGUCAAAAUGGAGGAAAAUGUAUGAAAGCAAAAGGAAAUUCAUUUAAAUGCACUUGUCCUCCUGGAUUUAAAGGAAAAAGAUGUCAACAGAAAGUUCGAAGACUUCGCCCUUGGUCGUAAAGUUCCCGCGUGAAUAACAUGUACUUGAUGAGAUAGAAAUAUUAUACGCAAGAACUAAAUAGAAAUUAGUGGCGUCGCCAUAGAUAAGUGGGGUGGAGAUAUUCAUACACUCAUGUUCACAGACCGGUAAAACGAUCAAUUUGAAAAGAAAUGAAUAAUGUAAAACACGAAUAUAUGAAAAAGUCCCCCCCCACUUACCAGGCUGGCGAAGCCACUGAUAGAAAUAUAAUAAUGUCAUACUGAUGAAAAUAGUAAAAUGAGAUCGUCAUAAUUGAUAUUCUGUAUGUUAAAGAAUU
Messenger RNA from Dendronephthya gigantea, 5430 nucleotides. Its product is annotated as neurogenic locus notch homolog protein 1-like. The record is from RefSeq and is a predicted model, not a curated record. Gene Ontology annotation, molecular function: Notch binding; calcium ion binding. The transcript is spliced from 34 exons. The coding region runs from base 35 to 5134 and encodes 1699 amino acids. Gene Ontology annotation, biological process: Notch signaling pathway; heterophilic cell-cell adhesion; establishment or maintenance of epithelial cell apical/basal polarity. NCBI's taxonomy places the organism in Eukaryota, Metazoa, Cnidaria, Anthozoa, Malacalcyonacea, Nephtheidae. Gene Ontology annotation, cellular component: plasma membrane; protein-containing complex.